GAUUCGGUUUGACUCAAAGCGGAAAGGUUGUGGGUGUCAGUUCCGAGUUAAGGUUCGACAACAUCAAAGGCGUGACGGUUGGGAAGUGAAGGGUUACGGCAAAUGGGGAUAUCACAACCAUGAGCUGAUAGCAUACAAAGUGGGGCAUCGGCAGUUAAGCGGCCUAAGUCCAGCUGCGAAACUAGUUGUAAAAGAAAUGAGUGAUGCUCAAGUGAAGCCCGCUAAAAUAUUAGCGUCUGUGUUAGAGAAAUUCCCCGAAGACCAGCCAAACCGAAGACACAUCUACAACGUCAGACAGAAAUUGAGGUUUGAACGGUCAGAGGGAAGGAACCCUAUACAGCAGCUUCUGCACCAGGCACAAGCACGUGGUUACCUUUACUGGUUUGAAUCUGACGAAGACACAUCGGAGGUAACUCAUUUGUUCCUUGUCCAUCCUGAUUGUGCUGAUAUGAUUUCGUCUUGGCCAUCUGUGAUUUUGAUCGAUUCAACGUACAAGACAAACAAGUACAAGUUCCCACUGGUUGAGAUGGUUGGGAUGGCUCCAACGAACCAGAACUUUCUGAUUGGUUAUGCAGUCAUGAAGGAUGAGACGGCUGCGAGUUACCGUUGGGUGUUGGAAAAGUUGAGAAACUACAUCGGCCCAAAUGUACAGCCAUCGGCCAUCGUAAGUGAUUGUGAGGGAGGUCUUUUUGCCCCUAUAGCGGAGCUGUUUCCGGAGUCGAGCCAUUUACUGUGCACAUGGCACAUCAACAACUGCGUGAAAGUCAAAGCCUACAACCUUUUCAACAAGAACUUAGAUUCAGCAGAGAGAUUGGUAAAUGGUAAGUGGCGGAAGAUCCUGCAAGCUACCACGGAGGCAGAGUACGAUCGAGCCUUGGAAAACUUAAAGGAUGCGUACAAGUGGUGCCCGCCAAUCGUAGACUAUGUGAUGCAUCAGUGGGUACCUCAGAGGGAAAAGUUUGUCAAAUAUUGGACGAACCAAGUUCUUCAUUUUGGGAACACUACGACAUGCAGAGUCGAGAGCGCUCAUAGAGCUUUGAAGGACUGGAUUGAUUCUUCCACGGCUGCUCUGGAUACACUGUUCGAGAGAAUAAACAAGGCUAUUGAUACUCAGAGGAACGGCAUCAAGAACUAUCUCGAGGACUCCAGACGACGACAUGGCAUGUUGUAUGGCCAUUUCAUAUUUAAGAUUCUCCACGGUCGUGUGUCACACCACUGUUUGGGGUUGAUUCUGAGCGAGUAUACCAGGAUGAGGGAGUUGGGCGAUGAAGUGGCUAUUCGGUGCGGAUGUGCUAUAUCAAUGACUCAUGGAUUACCUUGUGCAUGCACCAUUCACCGCGUAAUUACGCAAGACAGGGCGUCGUUACAUGUCGAUCAGGUUCAUCCAUUCUGGCGGACGCUCGUUAUCGGAGAGCAUGCUGUUCCGCAUACGGUUCACCGUGAACAGGAGGAGUUGGAGCAGUUUCAGAUGAUGUUUGACCAAGUGUCCUCCAGUCACCCUUCGAUCAUUCGUAGUGCUACACACAUACUUCAUGACAUGUUCAAUACAUCGUGUUUGGAUACCGAGGAACCGGAAGGGGUCGAGCGACCUAGGGGUCGACAACCACGGCGGAACAAGAGUGCGUUUGAGUACAUUCGCGGUCGUGGCCGUGGCCGUGGCCGUGGCCGUGGUCGUACAUCCUCAUCAAGUGGCAGCCAAUCAUCGUCGUCGGUGAAUAUGCCCGGCACCGGGAGAAUGGACAUUGAACAUUUUCCAUAUAAGGACAGGAUCCCUAAUAUCAUGAUGCCAUUCUUGGACGGGUGGAAUGAUGUCAUUGCAGAUGGUAACUGCGGAUUUCGGGUUGUGGCGGAUGUGUUUCAAAUGGGUGAAGACAACUACGGUUUAGUGCGGCAGUUGAUGUACAGUGAAAUCGCAUCAAACCGAGAUGUGUAUGGCCAUGUGUACGGCGAGGACUUGGAUAGGUCUCUGCAGCGUAUCCGGUGGGGAGGGGGACCUUGCGGUCAAAAUCAUUGGUUCGAUGCGCCACUUGAUCUCUUUGCCGUUGCAAACAUCUACAAGUGUGCAGUCAUGCAUUUCGGCCUUGGUUUACAUAGUCGAGCCUAUUAUCCAUGUACAACGGUUCUGCCCUGGUGUUCGCGCGAGACCGUCACCAGACCGGUAAGGGACGUUGCUAUUGGAUUUCUUGGGCCGUCAUACAGACAUUUUAUCCGAUUAGACAUGUCACCCGAUUUUCCGGUCCCAAAUAUCAUACCGAAGUGGUAUGAAAUUCGUAGAGCAAGCGUGGAGGGUUGGGAUGCUUUGUACCAUGCUCGCGUGCAACAGUGGAACAAUUUAAUUGCCAUGUAGUUUUUGUUGAUGUACACCUACCUUUUACUAUGAGGCCUUGUAUUGUCAAUACUAUGUCAUUUCUAUGUGUUCAUUUUUAAAAGAUAAUGUUUCAUUUUAAAAAC
This is a messenger RNA of Chenopodium quinoa (quinoa), 2451 nucleotides long. Its product is annotated as PKS-NRPS hybrid synthetase CHGG_01239-like. The record is from RefSeq and is a predicted model, not a curated record. Bases 197 to 2347 code for a protein of 716 amino acids. The transcript has 2 exons. Gene Ontology annotation, biological process: regulation of DNA-templated transcription. Lineage: Eukaryota; Viridiplantae; Streptophyta; Magnoliopsida; Caryophyllales; Amaranthaceae.